Molecule: messenger RNA, 1552 nt
Organism: Melanotaenia boesemani (Boeseman's rainbowfish)
Lineage: Eukaryota; Metazoa; Chordata; Actinopteri; Atheriniformes; Melanotaeniidae
Exons: 5
Coding region: 143-1552 (469 amino acids)
Source: RefSeq, a predicted model, not a curated record
GAAGAUUUGUACGCCAACGAGGACAGGGACUGCCCUACUGCCAAAUAACAACAAUGGCAACUCGAGAUCAUAUGAAACUCGUUCAUUUUAAAUACUCUGUAUUUUUUAGCGUGGAAGGCAUUGUAGAAAAGUUUUGCAUACCAUGCCACUGCAGCCUCAAACUCCAAAAUCGCAGCACUGGCACCGUCCCAGUGUCCCAGCAGUGAUACAGCGGAAGCAUAACUUUCUGGCACACUUGAGAUUUCAUGGUUUCACUCUGCUGGACAAGAAACAUGUGACAGAGACAGAAUAUAUCGAAGACGCUGACCCAAUGGAGCACAAAAUGAAGCCUUUUCCUUGCUCAGCAUGUCCAUCCUCAUUCUUAACUUCUUCUUCAUUACGGCGACAUGAACUAGAGAAACAUGAUGAGGCGUCGGAACCCAUAAUCUUGGUAGACCAGGAGAGGGGGUUAUUUGUGACAGCCCAGGACAAGUGUGGACCACGAACUAUUAUUCAUGUAUGCAAGUCCUAUGAUAAUCAAAGCUUUAACUGUGAGGUCCCAGCCUGUAGAGAAUACAUGUCAAUGGCUACAGGUAAGGAAUGCAUCCACCUUGAGCGCUUAAAGCACUAUAGAGUUCAACAACCACCUCCUUUCCUGAAGAAGUCCUCUAUAGAUGACAUGCUUGAGAAGGGUUUAAUUUCCAACCACACAAAAGACCAAUGCUGUGUGAUGCAUGCCAAAGCUGCCAAGGACAAUACAGCUGCAGUGUUUCCUGUUUUUUUUGAAGAACAUGGUUACUCUGGCAAGAAAGUGUAUUUCUCAGUUUACACUGGACAAUUGGAAAGCUGGUGUGUUUUUGGCAGGGUCAGAGUUACUUUUGACCUUGCCAGUGGUAUGUGGAUGUGCCGCUGCAAAGCGACCAAAAAGAGAAUGUGUGUCCAUAUAUACCUCUCAAUGAGCUGGAUCUUUCAAGAGAGACCAGGGUUGUUGAAAAAUGACUGUGAUGCUGUCAUGUCAUCAGACGCUGAAGAUGAGGGAGUAGAGGCUGAACUCAUGGAAUCCGCCGCCGAUGAUGAGGAUGAAGCAAAGAAUGCAGAGGCAUAUGCUGAACUGAUCCAGUUUUUGGAUGACAAAAGCCUUUUGCUGGUUAUGCGCGAUGCAGCUGAUGACGGACGGGAAGCAUUGCAGAUUUUGAGAGACUAUUAUCAAGGUAAAGGAAAGCCUCGUAUCAUCAGCCUUUAUACUGAACUUACCUCACUGAAGAAGUCAAGCAAUGAAAGUGUGACUGAAUAUGUUAUCCGAGCUGAGACAGCCAUCACAGCGUUGAGGAAUGCUGGUGAAACCUUAAGCGAUGGCCUGCUGGUAGCUAUGGUUCUGAAAGGGCUGCCUGAAUCCUUCCAACCAUUUGCCAUCCAUGUCACACAGCUCGAUGAGACUAUGUCAUUUGCGGAGUUUAAAACAAAGUUACGGAGCUACGAAGACACUGAAAAGAUGCGUGCUGCCGCAGCAGAUGACAACUUGAUGAAGGCGCGUUUACGCCAGAGAGGGAAACCUGCUAACCCGAGUGACUGA